AUGAGACUUUACUUUCACUGUCCGUCUAUGGAUUCGGAAAUUCGAGAUGUUUGUUGUUCGGAUGGUUACGAGAAGAUGACCGCGUCCAUUCAAGCUAUCGUGCGGGGAAUUAUGGUCGAUGACGAGAUCCACUUUGGUGAUGACCGUUCGGUUUCGAUGGAAUGUAUUUUUUCGAGAAAGAACCUUCAGGUAAACGGUAUUUUAAUUCAAUUGCAUCCGAUGUACACUGAUUAUCCGGAAGAUUCUCGGGAAGUCGAAGUGAUGGGAUGUAUCCUUCGUUUUGACGACGGGAGGAGUUUAAAUUUGGGAAAACCCGAAAGGGUAUGGUUCGAUCAAUGGUACGACGAGCUUUGUGCUAAUAGUUACAUCGUCGGGAAACGAUGGGAAGACGAAUUUGACGAGGUGGAAGACAAGCAUCUGUGAGUUGGUUUUACCUUUUCACGGUUAACAAGUAAUCGUUUCCGGCAACAAGUAGAACUUCACCUUAUAGACAAGACUUUUAUAUAUGAAGUAAAAACAUGUCCGUUACCGGGAUAACCAAUUUCUCCGAAGAUUCGUUUGCGUUCGAGGAUGCUGUCGAGAACAGAUAUGGUCUAAAAAAGUUAAAAUUACGGCAUUGGACCAAGAUCCACUUUUACUGAAAAUUGAAAAUUGUUUAUCGUACGGUGUAAACAAAAACGAUAAGUUUGGAAAAAUCACACAUUCCGUUCCUAUAGCCCUAGGAGGUCAGGAUAAGUUCGUGUCCGCAUUGGAGCUGGUGGAAAGAGAAUGUGCCGAUUUUGCCGGCGUGGUCGGUGAAGCCGUUAUGAAAUAUUUUUAUCGGAAAGGUGCGUCUCCAACAUUACAUGUAAAGAUUGAUGACGAGACGGAAAUCCAUCUACCGAAAGGGAACGAACGGGUAGAUCACAAGAAGUUGCAGGGUAAGCGUUUUUACUGGGAUGCUGUGAUCAAGGUGGAAAGUCUUUACGUGUCCGAAGACACCGUUUGCGUACAGGUGAAACUGUAG
This is a messenger RNA of Paramuricea clavata, 1006 nucleotides long. Lineage: Eukaryota; Metazoa; Cnidaria; Anthozoa; Malacalcyonacea; Plexauridae. The record is from the annotation of a GenBank genome assembly.